AUGGGCGACGCCGUGCUGCGGGUGCGCAGGCAUCUGCAGAGCCUGGCGCGCGAAAACUGGUCGGCGCUGGAGGAGCAACAUGUACUCAAUGUGUCGUGGCUGCAAGCUGAGCUGAUGCAGAUUUCUCGUUCGCUGGAUAUCAAGGCGCACUUCGAGUCCAAGCCGUCAGCUCCACUGCCUUAUCCCAGCGCCCCAGAAGCCGCGGAACCGGUCAAGAAGAAGCAGAAGAUCGAGCCGCAGCGGAAAGACGCGGCGCCGCCUGCGGAUGAACCGAAACAGGAGCGAAUGAGUACGAGACUGUCGAUGCGACUGCGUCCGAGGACCCAGAGUGCGGACGUGACUGAGGAACCGAAGAAGACGAGAAGGAGAGGACGUCCGUCUGAGGCUUUACUGCAAGACCCAGGGAAGCUCAAGGUGACGGAGUUGCGGUCGGAACUGAAGAAGAGAGGACUGAGAACUAGUGGACUGAAGGCUGUGCUGUUCGACCGUCUGCUGGACGCGCUGCAAGAAGAGCAGAAGGAGGACGAAAAGCUCUUGAAACAGAGCACGAGGUGA
This is a messenger RNA of Phytophthora nicotianae INRA-310, 555 nucleotides long. RefSeq lists its product as hypothetical. NCBI's taxonomy places the organism in Eukaryota, Oomycota, Peronosporomycetes, Peronosporales, Peronosporaceae. The coding region runs from base 1 to 555 and encodes 184 amino acids. The record is from RefSeq and is a predicted model, not a curated record. The transcript is spliced from 3 exons.